Messenger RNA from Salvia miltiorrhiza (redroot sage), 1758 nucleotides. RefSeq names its product tetrahydroberberine oxidase-like. Gene Ontology annotation, molecular function: oxidoreductase activity; FAD binding. The record is from RefSeq and is a predicted model, not a curated record. The transcript has a single exon. Lineage: Eukaryota; Viridiplantae; Streptophyta; Magnoliopsida; Lamiales; Lamiaceae. Bases 1 to 1632 code for a protein of 543 amino acids.
AUGAAAACUCCCUCCAUCUCAUCUCUCGCACCCAUUCUUCUUCUCAUCAUCUCGUGCUCAUGGGCAGCUUCUGCCGAUGAUCACGACGAUUUUCUCGAAUGUCUCUCCGAAAAUUUUCAGAACUACUCCACGAUUUCAAACGACGUUUACACCGUCGCCAACUCAUCAUACACUCCCAUCCUUCAAUUCUCCAUCCGAAACCUGAGGUUCGGGUCGGCAUCAACUCCUAAACCGCAAGUGAUCAUAACCCCGGAUCACGAAUCCCAGAUCCCGCCAAUCAUAUACUGCGCCAGAGAUAAUGAUCUGGAAAUCAGAACUCGAAGUGGCGGCCACGACAUAGAGGGACUAUCGUACGUCUCACGAGUCCCGUUCGUGAUCAUUGAUUUGAUCAAUCUCAGUGAGAUCACAGUCGAUGCUGAGAAUAAAACUGCGUGGGUCGAAGCAGGCGCAACCAUCGGUUCUUUAUACUAUACGAUUGCAGAAAAAAGCCCAAUUCUAGGGUUUCCUGCGGGCUUUUGCCCGACCGUCGGUGUCGGUGGCCACUUCAGUGGAGGGGGCUACGGCCCCCUGUUGAGAAAAUACGGCCUCGCUGGAGAUAACAUCAUCGAUGCAAGAAUAAUCGACGUCCAGGGCAGGAUUCUCGACAGAAAAUCAAUGGGCGAGGACCUGUUCUGGGCCAUCAGAGGCGGCGGAGGCGCCAGCUUCGGCGUGAUCACUGCCUGGAAGGUACAACUGGUGGAUGUUCCAGAAACAGUCACUGUUUUCUCAGUGCGCAGGACCUCGGAGCAGAACGCGACCCAGCUCGUCCACCGCUGGCAAGACGUGGCUCCCAAGCUCGACAGAGACUUGCUCAUCGCCGUCACGUUGAACAGGGUGAAUUAUUCCGGCCAAGAGGGAAGGAACGCGACGAUCCAAGCCAAUUUCUGGUCACUUUUCCUCGGCGGAGCCGACAGAUUGCUUCCAAUCCUGCAGGAAAGUUUCCCUGAGUUGGGCGUAUUGAGAGAAGACUGCAUCGAGAUGAGCUGGAUCGAAUCCGUCUUAUAUUUCUCGGAAGCCCCAGUGAUCCCACCUUCUCAGCAGCAGCCACUUGAAAUGUUGCUCAACAGAACUCAACCAAACCUAGGAAGCCUCAAAGUGAAAUCAGAUUACGUGCAGAAACCCAUUCCUGAAUUAGGGUUACAAGGUAUUGAGAGACUGUUAUACGAAGCAGAAAUCGGGUCUGUUGUCGCAAUGAUCCCAUACGGUGGAAGAAUGGCUGAAAUCUCAGAAUCGGAAACUCCAUUCCCUCACAGAGCUGCAAACCUGUACAAGAUUGUUGGCACGGUGUAUUGGCAGGGCGACGAGGCUCGAGGUUCGGAGAGGUACAUAAGCUGGAGCAGAAGGUACUACAGUUACAUGGCUCCUUACGUCUCGAGCUCGCCCAGGGAAGCGUACCUCAACUACAGAGAUCUCGACAUCGGAGUGAAUAACGUUGUCGGUGAGACGAGUUACGAGCAAGCCAGCGUUUGGGGGAAGCCGUAUUACAAGGACAAUUUCGAUCGUCUUGUUCGGGUGAAAACUGCAGUUGAUCCGGAGAAUUUCUUCAGGAAUGAACAGAGCAUUCCGUCGUUGUAUUCCGACAAAGAUGAUUAGGGUUUAUGUUUUAGAAGCAAUAUAUGUUCGGAUCGCCAACGUAUGUAUUGAAUAAGGCGUUUAUUAGUUGAUGUUUGUUUUGUAUAUAGUAAUGAUUUUAUUGUGAUAAUAAAUUGAUUUUUUUUU